GGUCAGAUGUGUUUGCUGUGUAGCACCCUAAACUUUGUGAAUGCAUAUAAGACUGCGCCUGGAACAGUUCACCCAGCAACAUUGGUAUCCUGUCUGCCACAAAUUAGCAGCCAAAUUCAGAAGGGCCAACAACAGUGUGCAGCAGAAUUUUUUCAGGAAUAUUGUAGAGUACUUGGAAACACUGCAAGCCAGUACCAGACUCAGCAGUUAAUACCUGCCAGCUGUAAUCUCUCCUUCCUGCAAUCCUUUUUCUUUGAGUUAAGGAGUGAAGUAAUGUGCUCAUCGUGUGAUAAUAUUACUUCAAACACUACAAUGGAAACAAUUCUCCCUCUACAUAUUACAAAGGUAUGGGGCAAUUAUAGUUACAAGGUCACAGUCACCUAUGCCAAUUUCCUGUGGAUUAAAUUAAUUACAAUCACAAACCUGUAGACAGCAAAAUUAAAUCCAGGAAUGGCCUCCCUGCCACAUGGAUAUUUUUGUUUUUGGUUUCUUUUUUUUCUGAGGGGGCAGGUUCAGAGUUCUUUGAAAAAUUCAUUUCAUGUCAAGCAUUUCCUUAAAAAAUUUUGGCACUUCUGGACCCCCUCUCCCCUGGAAUUUUCAAUGAUCCUACUUGGGGUGGGAGUGUGUUGAUCUUUCAAUUCUUUCUAGAACUACACCUUUACUACACAUUCUUUCUUACAAAAAGUAAAUUUUGUGGUCAAAAUGAUCUCUAUAAUAAUCACUUCCACUCUUAUAUUUUUCUUUUGCAUGUGGGAGCAUAAACAUUGACAUUGACAACAAUGACAACAGUUCUAUUUGCACCCAACAUUUACAUCUUUAGUUUAGCCAAUAACUACAAGAAAAGUCAAAUACUCAUCACAAAGACAAGCUACCAUAGUAUUUCUGAUACCCAAUCACACACUUUAUUAAUCAGUAUUAUUCACACAUUUAUCCUGUUCCAUUAGUGGUGUUUGUCUAUUCAUUCUUAAGGGUUGUACUGUACAGAGCUUCCUGAAGGACUAUUCUAACCCAGUGGAGCUGGAAUCAUCUUAUUACUGUAGCAGGUAACAAAUUUUAAUAGCAUUAAACCUAAUACCAAAAGGACACACAAAUACAACUAUUUUUUUGAUAACUGCUACAGUGCUUAACACUAUAAACUACAAUGCACAAAGCAGACUAUUUUCUUCCAGUGCAAGAAAUUAGGAAUGUCAAAGCUACUACAAUUGUACAAAUUCAAGUUCUUAUGCAUGGAUUGAAAAGAGUAGGAGAUGCAGUCCCUGUUGCUGUGGUCUGGUCUCUGUGUCUGUGUGUUGUGAAGAAUACAAUUCAUUCCUGUAAUCAAUUGAGAAAAGGCAAAUAAUGAAAUAAAAAUUCAUACAAAUACAAAAUGCAAUAAGUCCACAUUAGCUUAUUUGCUGCCUUCAAUACAACAUCAUUUAACAAAUAAAUAGAUAAUGAUGACAACAAUGAUGAUGAUGGUAAUGAUGGUGAUGGUGAUGUCAAGGAUCAUGGUUAGUGGUAUAGGAGACUGGCUGGGUGACCUCCAGUAACUAGAAGACGAAGAAGCAACAGUAUGUGUAAUGCCUCAUUCCAUGCUGUCUAGUUACUUGAAAAACUAGUAGCCCCCUGCCCCCCCUCCCCUUGCUGAUUCCUGUCUAUAUAUAAUGAAUUGCACAAAUAUUAAAUUAUGCAUUUCUUUCACUUUUACUCCAUCAGUUGCUCCCAAAGUACUGAUGCAUGGAAGAGGUUAGUCACAUGCCGGGCACCUCUGUCAUUUUGCAUUCAAAUUGUAAGAUUUCAAAAUGAUGGAAAAAAACUUCACAACUUAAUAGAUUACAAAGAGAAAGUGUUAUUUCCAGAACACCAGAUUUCUUCCAACGAAGGAACUACAGUAACCAAUGUCCCUUAUCAACUGAAAGCUGUCAUUGUCCAUGAGGGUACCACCAUUUCUUCUGGUCAUUAUGUGUGUUACCUAAAAAGAGGAGAGAGGUGGUAUUUUUCAAGUGAUACCACAGUUCGACAGUCUUCACAUCUUGAAGCUACAAGCCAGGAGGCAUAUCUCCUCUUCUAUGAAAAAGAUGAGGUUGAAGACAUGCAAGAGGUUACACAUAUUUCUUCUAUGUCUUUUAAGGUCCAAAACUGUCAACCACAGAUGCCCAGUAUGCCUCUAAAAAGGAAGAAGUUUCCUGUCAAGUUUUGUCUUCCACCUGGUUACUAUGCAUUAAAGGCUGAAAAACCUGGCAUUUUCAAGACAGCUACUGGAAGUAUACCCUGGAAAUAUUCUACACUGGAUGCAGCAUCUAUUAGCAAAGCAGAGGGAAUUGCCAUGGCUGGGGUCCAAAUCUCAGGGAAUCCUAGAAUUAAAGCAUGGGAGCCAACUGAUAUUGAAAAGCUCCUUCCAGCUAAACACAAGAUAAGUGACGGCAAACUUUCCAAUUUUGUGAUAGACUAUAUUUUUCUACUGAUAGAAAGUCAGUCUCAAGCCAGUAACAAGAAAGUUUUUACUGUCAACUCUGAUGUUUAUAACAACAUGGCACAAUUCUCAAUGAAUAUUUUCUUGAAGCAUAAGUAUGACUUGCUUUAUGAGAACAUUUCAGCAGCAGACAUGAUUCUGUGGCCGGUACUGCAUGGAGAUCAUUGGUGCCUUGUUGCUAUAGACUUGAAGGAAAGGAGAAUGGUCUACUUGGAUUCUCUGUUCAAUGGUGUUGGUGCACAAACUGCAUUCACAAGGUUUGCUUAUUUUCUAGAGUGUGCGUUUGUCAGCCAAAGCAAAGUUUUGGACUGGAAAGAGUGGCAGUAUUACAUUAUUCCAUCUACUGAAAUUGAACAGCAAACCAAUUCAGUUGACUGUGGUAUCUUUGUUGUCAAAUGGGCACAGCACAUUGCAGAGGGGCGGCCACUAGACUUUUCCCAAACUCAAAUUGAUGACUUUAGGUAUUCACUGAUCUUAGAUAUUGCCAAUGGUGAUGGCUCUCUAUCCAACUUAGCCACAGAGCCUGGUCAAGUAAGUGAUGACCAAGCACGCCCUUUUCUGGCAUCUUCUGGUCUCGCUAAUGAUUGUGGAAAGGCCAACAAUUCAUCUUGUACAAAUCUGAAAGGAAAAGUACAAAAGCAGCACUAUCAAGCAGAUUCAGAUUCUGACUUUGAAUCUCCAAAGAAAAGACAGAAAACAGAUCCUUGUAGAGAGUCACCUCUGGUCAGUGGUAAUGACCACACAUAUGCCAAGGAUGCUAAGCAGCCUGACAUUCAUACAAGAGGGGAGCAGAUUCCAGAGUGUGCACAAAAAAUAUUUCCAUCUGGUUAUCAAUAUAAAUGCCAUGAAUUUAGAGAAAUGCCCAUGGAUAACUUUACAGGUGCACCUAAAGAUCAUUUUUAUGUGAAAUAA
Molecule: messenger RNA, 3364 nt
Organism: Pocillopora meandrina
Lineage: Eukaryota; Metazoa; Cnidaria; Anthozoa; Scleractinia; Pocilloporidae
Source: the annotation of a GenBank genome assembly